Molecule: messenger RNA, 5703 nt
Organism: Coturnix japonica (Japanese quail)
Lineage: Eukaryota; Metazoa; Chordata; Aves; Galliformes; Phasianidae
Gene: PHF20
Product: PHD finger protein 20
Biological process (GO): regulation of transcription by RNA polymerase II
Cellular component (GO): MLL1 complex; NSL complex
Source: RefSeq, a predicted model, not a curated record
CUCCCUGGCGGCGGGUGGCGGCUCUGCAGCGGGGCGGCCAUUUUGUGUCGCUGCGCGGUCGGUGUCGCUGCGCUGUUGGCGGAGCGGGGCGGCUCGGUGCCGUUCGGAACCUUUUCCCCGUCCGGAUCCGUCGGGUUAUCUCAACUUUUGGAGCCUCCUGAAGGAAAACACUUCUUUCAGUUGUACAGCAGCACUUGGAAUGCACAUGACUAUAUAAGCAGCGAGUUUCUUCCUGGGGAAUAAAAUCAGCAGUGUUGAUAUUACAAAAUGACAAAACAUCCUCCGAAUAGAAGAGGGAUCAACUUUGAGGUGGGAGCCCAGUUGGAAGCCCGUGACAGAUUAAAAAACUGGUAUCCAGCUCACAUUGAGGAAAUUGAUUAUGAGGAAGGAAAAGUACUUAUCCAUUUCAAACGGUGGAACCACAGAUAUGACGAAUGGUUUUGUUGGGACAGUCCUUAUUUACGUCCUUUAGAGAAAAUACAGUUAAGAAAAGAAGGAUUACAUGAGGAAGAAGAGUGUGCAGGUUUUAAUAUAAAUGAUCAGGUGUUGGCAUGCUGGUCGGACUGUCGCUUCUAUCCAGCCAAAGUCACUUCUGUUAACAAGGAUGGUACGUACACUGUGAAAUUUUAUGAUGGUGUAGUUCAGACUGUCAAAAACAUUCAUGUCAAAGCUUUCUCCAAAGAUCAGAAUCUUGUGGGUAAUGCUAAGCCUAAAGAAAGAGGUAAUGAAAUUCCGUCAUCUCCUGAAAAACGGGAGAAAUUUAAAGAACAGAGGAAAGCAACAGGUAAUGCAAAGAAAGACAAGGAUGAAAAGACAUUAAAGACUGAAAAAAGGGUUAAGCAACCUGAUAAAGAAGGGAAACUGAUAGUCGUUUCAGAAAAAGGCAAGGUCUCAGAGAAGAAUAUAUCUAAGAAUGGAAAAGAAGAUAAAGAGAAUAUAUCAGAGAAUGAUAUGGAAUAUUCAAUAGAUACACAAAUUGAGAAGAAGCCUGAGAAUGACAAUGUAAAGAGUCCACAGGAAAACGUAAAGGAAACUAAACGAAAACGUGGAAGACCACCAAUUACACCUCCAACAGAGCCUGGUUCUCAGACACUGCAGCCCAUAGCCUUGGAGUUAAGACGUCGGAAAAUACCAAAAGGAGGUGAAGUUCCUUCAAAGCGUUCCAGGAUAGACAGAAACUUGUCUCAGGAAAAAUUGAAGAAUUCCUCAGAUAACCAUGAAAAAGACCCAAUUAGGAGGCGAUCUUCAAGACUCUCGUCAGGUGUUAGCCAUGAGAUUUUACAUACAGAUCAUGUCGCAACUUCAGCGGAAGUUCAGACAUUGAAGGACACAGUGUCUAACCCGAAUGAGUCUGAGAAGGUCCAGUUAGAAGUUCCUGCUGAAUCUGACCAAAGUUUUGGUGAGCAAGCAUCUCCUGGGAACACAUCACAUAGCACGGUACUCAGUACGGAUGCCAGCUUACAAGAGGAAAACACUGAAGACACCGACUCUUCCUCUGUUAAUGUCAGAACUGAAGAACCCGCUGCUGCUGCUACAGUAACAAAACCUUUUAGGAGAUCAGAUUUUCUUGCAUCAAAAAAAGCUGCAACCGUUGAUCAAGACCACAAGUUUAAAUGCAAGUUCGUGGACUGUUCAAAGUCAUUCCGCAAAGCCAAGUUAUUGCAUUAUCACAUGAAAUAUUUCCACGGAGUGGACAAGUCUGCAGAAUCACAGCAGAACCCGGUAAAAAGGCACAUUCAAACCAGAGCUUCUUUGGCUUCUGAGAAAGCUAAUCAAGAAAGGUCAAAAAGAGGACGGAGCGCAGCUGGUUCAUUGUAUGCUCCUCUACGCAUAGCCCUGAGGAGUACCUCAUAUAGAGGUGAAAAAAUAGAAAAGAGAAGAACUUCUACAGCUGUAAAUCAAUUAAAUAGUCACCGAUACUCUGUUAGAGAGCAAACCAAGGAGAACCACGUAGUGAGAUCGCUGCGGAAACCUCAGGAGAAGCGAAGAGGUGAAAAUGCUGCUAAAGAACAUGAGAAGAACAAAGAAAGAAAAUCCAAGGACUAUGGAAGAUCCAAGGCAAAGAAGAAGAAAAAAAAGAAAAAGAGAACUAAGCCUGAUUACUCUGCUGGUGAAGAAAACACAGAUAUUUCACAGGAACUUUCUCCUGAGAAGUCAGUUGUCACAAAAAGUAUUUCUUCAAAUAAAUCAUCUGCCCACCCCAGCACGUUGCUGCAGUGCUCUGAGUCUGGACACCACCGAGGAAAAUCAAAGACAAAUGAGGAAGACACCAUGAGUGAGUCAUCAAUGGACAGCUUACUGUGGAGCGACGACGACUGCAGUCAGGAUGUUGAUGUAACCACAAAUCCUGACGAAGAAGCUGGAGAAAGUGACUUUGAGAUUGUUCGAUGUGUUUGUGAAGUAAAAGAAGAAAAUGACUUCAUGAUUCAGUGUGAAGAGUGUUUGUGCUGGCAGCACGGAGUCUGUAUGGGCUUACUGGAAGAUAACGUACCUGAGAAAUACACCUGCUAUAUUUGCCAAGAUCCUCCAGGUCAGAGGUCCAGCUUAAAGUACUGGUAUGAGAAGGAGUGGCUGAGUAAUGGCCACAUGCAUGGCUUAGCGUUCUUGGAAGAAAAUUACUCCCACCAGAAUGCCAAGAAGAUAGUAGCCACUCACCAGCUUCUUGGCGAUGUACAGAGAGUGAUAGAAGUACUGCAUGGACUGCAGCUGAAGAUGAGCAUACUGAAAAAUAAAGAACAUCCUGACCUAAAGCUCUGGUGCCAUCCAUGGAAACACAUUACAGUGGAUGAAAAAAUCCAUACAAAACACAUCAUUCACAUUGAAGAAAACUGUUGCAAAGAGGAGACGACGAGUUAUAGAACUUGGAACGGGACAGCUGAGAAACCCUCAGCCAUUCCUUCUGUGGAGGAAUCUUACAUCACGAGUGAACACUGUUACCAGAAACCUCGGGCCUACUACCCUGCUAUCGAGCAGAGGUUGGUGGUGGAAACGAGAAGCUCAGCCAUGGAUGAGGGUGUAAAUAGAAUAAGGGAGAACGGGGAUGACGUCCUGUCGGAGAGGCUCGGGUGGAAUCUGGAUCGAGAGAUAUGUAAAAUGGAAAAUGAAUCCAAACACAAUUACUCCAAGGUAAGAGAGCCUGCGUCUAAGAAAGCCUCUCCAGAGGAAGCUAUUGAAAUGAAACUGCUGGAAAAGGACAAAGAAGGAGUUGUGAACUCACAGCUGCAGUGGCAGCUUAAUCUUUUAGCUCAUGUGGAAUCUCUGCAGGAUGAAGUCAUACACAGAAUGGAUUUCAUUGAGAAGGAGCUGGAUGUUCUGGAGAGCUGGCUGGAUUACACGGGGGAGUUGGAGCCGCCUGAGCCGCUCGCCCGCCUCCCACAGCUGAAGCACUGCAUAAAGCAGCUGAUCACGGACCUCAGCAAGGUGCAGCAGAUCGCGCUGUGCUGCUCCACGUGAGACUGGAGAGCGCUGGGACUGCUACAAAGCGCGGCGUUGGAGCGUCAUGGGAGAGCUCUGUGUGUUUCAGUGGAGUUGGCAAUGCUGGCUGCAUGUGGUGCGGAUUGACUUCAGGGAUUGGUGAAGAGGCGCUGUUCAAAGGACAGCCAAAAGGUUAUUUUAUCUCAUAAUUCCGGGGUUACUGGGCAAUUGUGACGAUACGGAAGAGGUUAAUGCUGUUGUCUUCAAAGGUUGGGUGUCGGUUGAUUAAAUUAUACUCCAAGUUUCACUCCUUACAAGUUGCUCGUGGAAGCGGUAGACUUCUCAUAAUAGAAUUGACUCCAGUUGUGCCACUAAAGAACGGAGUUCUGAGAGCCAAAAAUGUCCUGUUGACAGAGGUUGUAGAUAACUUUGCAUAGUUUCAGUGACUUGUGUCAUGUUUUACUCCUCCUGGUUUAUGCGUAAUGCACACGGUAUUUAAUCAUUAGGAAAUGUAAUAAUGUUUUUCAGACCUACCAAGUAUGAACGCGCAGCUCCCAGCUCUGGGCUGCCACAUGGAGGGAUGAGAGGAGCCCAAGCUGCGUCUGCCACAGCGAGUGGGGCAGCAGGAGGCUGUGGGGUAGUGGGAGGCUGUGGGGCAGGGUGGCACAUUCACGAUGAGGGAUUUUUCAGCUGCUGGCCGUGUCGCUCACACGGUGCUGUGGGGCUGACCCUCCUGCUGAGCUCUGUGCUGUGGGGCUGUGCUGCACGGCAGAGGGGCGAGGGCUGCCAUGGGCGUCGUGGGGCCUUCUCCCAUUUGUUAAUAGUUGCCAUUCCGGUUCUGUUUUGAAAUGUAGACCUUUUCAGCACUCAGAACGUGUUCAUUGUAAAGACUUGCUAUGAAUGUGCGGUUUUGGGAAUCAGUUUUUUUAUAUUCGUGUAAAUAAAGCCUCAAUCUAUGCAUGAGGUACUGUCCUGAGAGGCAGUGAGUGGGUUGUUAUCUUAACGGUGUGUGUUCACGACUUCCCUUUUCUACCUUAUGUUUUAAUGUCCUGGGUUGUAUUACUCUAUGAAGCGAGGGGAAGGUGCUGUGUGGAUUCAGGUGCGUUGUGCUGCCCUUGAUGCAGUGCUGUGCAUUGCUGUGCUGUACCAGGGGCACCAGGAGCCUUUCUGCUGUGGAUCAGUGCUCCGUCAGCAGCACCGCAGCUUCACUUUCCUUCCCAAGCACAGCUGGGGUCACUGUACAGAACAGUGAAGGUGUUUUUCCAUGGUGAGGGUGCCCUGAAAGAGCUGCGCUGUGUGAUGGUAGCGAUGAGGUGGGAUUGAAGCUGCUCUUCAUGGGGAGUUUUAAUCAGUCCCUGUGGAAGAUGGAGGCUUUUAGGGCUCCUCUGGGCAGUCACUGCAGCUUUGUGCCAAGUCAUGUCAGGGAAUAGUUAGUCUCUGUUUCACAGUACAGAUUGGUGCAGUAGAACAGUACGCAGCAGAGCAGUGAACUACUGUAGCGCAGUUGGAAUAAAGCCUAUGAGGUGUCCAAGUCUCACGUCACCCUCUGAAGGUGAAGCACAGCGCUGGGCUCUCCCAGCUGCCAUAGGGCAGAGCAGCAUGGGCAGGAGGGCUGUGAGUGGCUGUGGGGCUGUCAGGAGAAGGGCAGGGAAGGGGAACCCCUGUCUGAGAGUUGCAGCGGGUCUGGGGGACGAGCAUCACUGCAGCCCCAUGGCUCUGCUUGGGGCGGUUUUGGAGCUGAGCUUCUUUCCCAGCAGCUGCUUUCUGUGCAUUCAUUGUCAGUGGUGGCUGCACAGUUGGUUUUUGCUUAGGGCAGCAUUGAGGAGACGGGAGAGAGCGGCUCUGCUGCUGUACUGGCUGUGAGGACGCACAUCCUGGGCUGGUUGUCCUGCAGCACAAACAGGGGAAAAGCCCUCGCAGGGAAAGACUGGUAGUAUUUCUUGGCAGUAUCCUGGCACUUCUCACGUUCAGGACAGGUUCUCCAUUGUGCUUUGGGUUCAUCUUGUCCCCAUUUUUGUCAGUUUUCACAUCGUUAUUUCAUACCCUGGGCCGUUGGUUGGGCCUGGCGGGUCACUUUGUGUUCUCAGUCACUGGUCAAUGAACGCGGCGCGGAGCCUCGAUGAGAUGAGCAAACAUUGCACUGUGGAUGCGUAUUUGUCUUUGUUGAUGCACUAUUAGAGCUGAGGGGCUGUAAAUAGGAUUUUGCUUCGGAGCAAUAUUUGCAAAACUUGAAAACUUGUGUAUCUCAAUGUUUGGAAUCAAUAAAUAGGCUCUGUUGGUUAACUCGUA